UUUCUAUUUCUUUUAUUACAGACUUAUUUUACUGCUUACACUCUGUAUAACGUUGUUUUACAAAGUUAUCUAACAUAAACUAUUGCAUUAAAAUCAAAGUUAGGCGUAAUGUUCUGAAGUUAUUGAAUAAACCAUGAACGGUCGAAGUAUUCAACCCAGUGGCUCGGAAAGCGACCACCUUCCAACUGACAAUCGUAAUGGUAGUGACAUCAUUGCAGUGAAUGAAGGGCAGUGGAAAGAUUGGACAAGCACUUGGCGGAAAGCAGGUUCUGCAAAACCAACUAGACAUGUUACUAUGACGGGAACUAUUACCAGAGGUAAAAAGCGAGGAGAAUCUGUAGACGUCGAACUUGAUCUCACGGAUCAUGAACUCAUGCAGAUGAGCUUAUCACGUGAUCAUCUUAACUCACCAAAUCGUGAUGCACGUGAUGUGGAUGAGCCUGUAGGUGACGGAUGCAGAUGUGGAAUUGAUGCAGGUCCCCACAUUAUCUUGCUUGGGAUAUUGUGUUGGCCUUUCAUCUUCAUUGGUUCGUUCUUUGUGUGUUUUUACUUCGGACUUCUCACAUGGUACAACAUCUUCUCUUAUUUCUAUGACGAACGGACAUUAUGUCACCGUAUCACUCUGUGUCCAUUGCUGGUUCUGUUUUUCCCCGGUCUCAUAAUGGUCUUCACCACUUCAAUCUCAUUUUAUGCAGCGUUCGCUCAGUUGACGUGUUCAUUCGAAGAUUGGAAAAGUGAAGUUGGGAGUUUUGAGAAAGGCUUCUAUGGCUGGUUGUGUAGCUGGCUUGAUAUUGAAUCUUGUUCUCCAUAUAUAGUCAUCACACUUACUGAAUCUGAGAGUCCUGUGUUCCAAGACACACCGGAAUCCAACAGAUCUGACAUUCAGCAGAACGAACAGAAUGUGGCAACCGUUGAGCAGCGAGCACGCAAUACAAACCAACACCAAGUUGAAGUUCACAAUCCUAGAUCAGUGUUGCCAGAAGAAAACCGAAGCACAGUUCGUACAUACAGAAUGGAUGGCAGAGGAAGGCAAUCUGAUCACACUGAGAGUAGCAUGUAAAUGAAAUCUUUUAUUCAAAUGUUUAUAUUUUGUUGCUUUGUUUAGAUUUUUUUGCAUCACACAAGUCUUACUCUUUUAAUCAUGUCAUAUAUUAAAUAUUGAAAUUAUAUAAUCAGUGUUUUUAUCAAACAAAUUUGCUAUAAUUAACAAAACUAAAUUUUAGUGCAAUCAUAUGUGACAAUACUUUUACAUUCUGGUCUGUUACUGUGCACUAAAAGUAAUAACUCCUUAGUCCUUUCUAUUAUUUUUGUAUAAAUGUUUUGAAAUUUUUUGCCACUACAUUUUUUAAUAUCAUUUGUGCCAUUCUUUUUCCUGAACUUUUUUUCACCUUUUUUCUGUCUUUUGUAUCAUGCUUCAUACAACACCAGUUAAACAAUAAAUUAAUGUGCGGAAAA
This is a messenger RNA of Ciona intestinalis (vase tunicate), 1455 nucleotides long. Its product is annotated as transmembrane protein 169-like. Lineage: Eukaryota; Metazoa; Chordata; Ascidiacea; Phlebobranchia; Cionidae. The record is from RefSeq and is a predicted model, not a curated record.